This is a messenger RNA of Trichoderma asperellum CBS 433.97, 1123 nucleotides long. The record is from RefSeq and is a predicted model, not a curated record. Lineage: Eukaryota; Fungi; Ascomycota; Sordariomycetes; Hypocreales; Hypocreaceae.
GCUGGAUCCCAUCUCACACUACGUAUCUGUGGGCUCAAUUGUCAACCAAGGACAACGGCUGCGCAAACCGCUCAACUGGGCCUGCAUUCACGCUGGCCGUCUGCCGCGACUGAUUGGUGCAGCGCACUGAAGCGUGAGCGCGGCAACUUGGCUUAGAACGCUGCGUAGCUCCCAAUGGCAGGCCAAAGUAACGGGUACUUGGCGGCCCACCCCCCAGCUAACCCGCGAGAUGACCUGUGACCCUCCCCAAUCAGCAGGCCUCUGGAGGGCCCUGUCGCAGGCCCACCGCCCGCUGCGCUGCGCUGUGGCAGGCGCUUUUGUUAUUAUAGCAGAGACGUCCAGAUCCCAAGACCCCUCCAUCUCUGCCUCUGGAUCCUUUUCCCUUCGUCUGCUCAACCGCGCAAGGCUUUGCAUUUGCAACAGGCAACGCCAGGUCUUGUCUGCGAGGCCAAGUCAAGAGCAGAAGCAGACGCUGAAAGCCUCGCGCCAUCUCGAAGCCUGCGUAUCUGCCGGCAGAUUCGGCUUCGCCCUUCCACGACGACCGGUCUUUGUGUUCCUUCUCUUCUCCGACCUGCCGCCGAGCCUCGUCGCCUGUUGUAUUUUAUUCUUCUUCUUGCCGUUGCGAGGCGUCACCCAAUUCCGCCAUCUCUUCUUCUCCCAAGGUGAGUCACGACACGCUGCCUUUUUUUUUUUUUUCCCUGCUAGACUAUCUGUUAUCGCUCCUCUCUGCCUUGCUCUGCUCGAUCAUGUUUGCCUCUGCCUAUCUUGCCUCUGCCGCCGAAGAAGACAGAGGGAGAGAGUCACCACCCUCCCAAUGAUGCUCUCCCUCAAACAACUCCUCAGGCCAAAAUCGCUACCCACUGUCCAACCACCACCACCUGCCUCGUACAAACCCUCGUUUUCUUCUUAUUUUGCCUUUCGCGUACGACUUCCCUCUUGGCAGCGUCUUGGCUGUUAUCUCGUGUGUUUCGUUGCAGCCAGUUAGCAGUAACCCUGGCGAUAACCACUUCUUGCAUGCCCUGGUUGGUGUCUUCCUUCGGGUGCUUCGUCCCCUUUCUGUCCUCUGUGACGGCUGGAUGCUAUGUGGCUUGGGUUUUUGCACCUCAGGGAUAUUCAUUUUGUU